AGGCUUGAAUCGCCGGGCGAGGCGCGGGUCCGUCUGGCUGCUUCCCGCUAGCGCCGCGCUAUGGACGCGGAGCAGGCCGAGGUCCGCGUCUUGGAAGCCGAGGUCAAGGCUCUGAAACGGGCGUUGGAGGAGCUGCCGGCGCCCGGAGAAGACACCGCCCGAGUCCAAAAAUCAUUUCAAGAAAUAUACCAAUCAGAUUCUGAAGGAUGGGAAACUUCAAAAGAUCUGAGAAGUAAUCUUGGAAAUUUAGAAUCAGAACUUCUAUUUCUAAAUACGCUUACUGGUAUCAAUAUCAGAAAGUACUCCAAGAAGACAGAGAACUUAAUGAGCGCUGAGAUGACAGAAAGGCGUAUAAAGAAAGUUCUACAAAGACACAAAUUAUCAGGAAAUUGCCACAUGAUUACAUUUCAAGUUGAAUUUCAGGUUCUGGAAGUCCAGAACAAGGACAAUUUGUCUUCCGUUAUUACUGACCUCAACAUAAUAAUGGAGUCCACUGCAUAUUCAGAAUUAAGUGAAUUUGUAUCUAGAGCAGAAGAAAGAAGAGAUCUGUUUAUGUUUUUCCGAAGCCUGCACUUUUUUGUGGAAUGGUGUGAAUAUCGGAAGCGCACAUUUAAACAUUUCAAGGAGAAGUACCCAGCGGCUGUGCAGCUCCCUGAGGGGGCCUCCUCCAGCUGCAUGAGCAUCCGGAGCGCCAGCCAGCCAGGGUUUGAGCUAGUCAUCGUUUGGAGGGUGCACAUGGAUGAAGAAGGGAAGGUUCUGCCGAAGCUGGAUCUUCUCACCCAAGUGCCACGGCGAGCCCUGGAGCUGGACCAGAAGGGAGCAGUCGCAGCCGCUCCGCGCAGCUUCCGGGCCCUGCUGGGCGUGCUGGGCAUCGAAGCGGCUCUGGAGAGCCUGCUGAGGCUGCUCUGCGCGGAGGGAAGCCCGGUGCCCACUCAGCCACGCCUGGGGCCUGGGGCCGCUGAAUAGAAACACUGGCUACUGCCGACACAGAAGCCACACCCUUGGCACGUCUGUGCAGUUAUGACACAUGAUCUAUCAACGGUCAGGACAUGAGAAACACACACAGCUGUGUAAACACAAAAUGCAAAGACGGACACGCCAGGAGCAGCUGGGCCCCUCCCGCCCCCGAGGCUCCCCCUCCCUGCUCCUCGCAGCCAGCCCUGACACGCACUCUCCUUGACCCAAAACAGUGAGUCUGCGCUGCAGCCUGCAGUGGACAGCAAGACCACUGCCCCCCACAGGCCUGGGGCUCCCCCUCCCCCACCCCACCCCGCUCUGCCCCACCCGGGCCCCAGCUCCGCGCGUCCAGCAGGUGCAGCCUAAAGCCUCCGGCCCCACCCGGCAGAAGAGGGCAGCGCCAGUCUCUCCACCCGAGGCAGCAGGAAGAUGGAAACGUUACGACAGAAUUAAAGAAUAAAUUCUAGAACAACU
Molecule: messenger RNA, 1431 nt
Organism: Eptesicus fuscus (big brown bat)
Lineage: Eukaryota; Metazoa; Chordata; Mammalia; Chiroptera; Vespertilionidae
Gene: CENPP
Product: centromere protein P
Exons: 8
Coding region: 61-966 (301 amino acids)
Biological process (GO): CENP-A containing chromatin assembly
Cellular component (GO): nucleus; chromosome, centromeric region
Source: RefSeq, a predicted model, not a curated record